This is a messenger RNA of Fusarium mangiferae, 477 nucleotides long. RefSeq lists its product as uncharacterized. The record is from RefSeq and is a predicted model, not a curated record. Bases 1 to 477 code for a protein of 158 amino acids. Lineage: Eukaryota; Fungi; Ascomycota; Sordariomycetes; Hypocreales; Nectriaceae. The transcript has 2 exons.
AUGAACAGACUGUUCAAUUCAAGUGGCUUGAUGAGCAGAAUGAGUUCUCGAAACUAUCAAAUGCCCCUUGAAGCCUACAAUUCUGAGUACAUCUCUUCGAACCACAGCACAUUGUCGAAUAUCGAAGGAGAACUUCAGCAAGAUGGAUCGAUGCCAUGGGGCCUCAUUAUCUUUUACAUCCUUUUCUCUCUCUUUGCCCUACUGACGAUCCUUCGUUGGACAGAUCUGCAACUCGGCAUUUUCCUUGCUUUCAUCGACAGCGGCCGAUGGCGAACAUACUUUGGAAUGGAAGCAACCAGACUACAUGGCCAGGGCAACUUCAAAAAGGUCGAAUUUGGGGGCAACGCUCCGUCAGUGAAGGUGGUGAAAAAGGUUCGAUUCUACGACGAUACGACUAUCGUUGAAGACAUUGAGCAGGUGGAAGCGAGGAGCAAUGGAGUCGAUUGUGCUGACCAAGAUCAAACAAAGCGCGGAUGA